CCGCGGCUCACAUUGAUAGUGACAUCCGAUUUUGCGCUCAUCUGUCGAGUCCUUUUCGCUAGUCGGUACGUCCUGCGCCCCGUGCUACGACGCAAAAACCUGGGCUCAGACAGUCAAACAACAGACGCACAGUGGCUCGCAGUGACCUGUACGCCAUCGUUGCUAGCCCUUUCCGUCCGGUUUGUUUAUUCACUAAAGAAACAACACCGCUGCAUCGUUAGCUGUCUACGAUGACUGUCUUAACGUUCCCGUCGGUCGGCGGCAAGUCGGACAAAGCACCGUUGAUCGGUGACGAAGAAGUUCAUCAUGGUCAGACCCAGCCUCCGCCACCAUAUCAUCCCAAAUUCAUGGAGACUGGCGAAGGUGGUUUGCCGAACACCAAAAACAACAAUAACGGCCGUGCCAGAGUGGUCGGCGCAUGCUUACACCACUCAGCCGAGUACAGACGGUUGGUGCACAAGAUGGGCAAGAUCACAGUGAUCAUGCUGGCGUUCAUACUGGUCCUUUAUUUCUCCAUCGACACGCUAUGCAAGGCUUACGUUCAGGACAUACAACACAAGCAGCAACAGGAGACCGCUGAAGACGCCGCCGUUCCUUGCAAAUCUUACUCGUCUUAUGCAGACGCUGAGAGCGAUAUGCUGUUAUUGCCAGAGUUAUUGCCGUCGUCUCCACCGCCAAGUUCCAAAAACUUGGUCAUCUCGAUGGUCAUCAACCCAUCAGAGGGAAUCAUUAAAAAGGUGCCGCAGAUCGUCAUAAACAAAUCGGCUCGUUUCUUGCAUGACUUUGACGUCAACGUUACCGGCAUCGUUGACUUUGAGAACCAACGCUGUUACGUUAUGCCGCUGCUUCGCAAUUCUGUUGAGCCGCCUGAGUCCCUGUUGGAUAUGUUGGUUAAAAUGUCAUCUGGAUACUAUUCUAUGGACAUUAAUAAAAUUCUCAGUAACUUUCGCAUGGUCAAACCAGCCAUCAACAAUCUCUCUGACUAUGGCAUGUACAUUUCUAAAGACUGUGCUGACUAUCCUACAUUCAAACUAGAAAAAGACAUUACAACCGAUUCCCCAUUAGAAGUCAACUAAUUUUCACUUUCAUCGAGGCACUUUAACAACCAAAUAUAACACCCAAUAUAAUACAAUACUUAAAUAUUCUUCCUUUAUAUUUAAAAAAACAGAUGUGCGUGUUGACCACUCAGCUGUGGACUAUUAAUUCUGUUACCAAUUUUGACUAAGUUCCUUAGCUGUGUUGUUCCUAUUAUUUUGUGUUCUCAAUCUUCAAUUGUCGAAAGUGCAUACAUUUUUUCACAGCUAGUGAUUAAGACAAGUUUUUUUACCACUGAAUGUACCUAAUCACAUGUUUUACUUUUUGUACACAAUUAUGUACCCAGAUUAAGCGAUUUUUAAAUGUUUAUCAGCAUCCAUUCAAUAACAAUCUAUUUUAUAAUAUUUUACUUUACUAUCCUGUCAACAUUUAUAGUAUUUAAUAGUGUUAAAACAUACAUUAUGUAUACAUUAAGAUAGUAGAUUCAUUUUUUUUAGUCUUCGUUCGCAUGAUUAUAAACUGGCCGUAAUUUUCUUGUUGAGUCAACAAAUGUUAAUUAUACUGAAAUUAUUAACAAAUAUAACAUAAUAUUAAAUUACAAAAUAUAGUUAUAGUGAUUUUAUCUGUACCUACUGCAACUGGUGUAUGAUAAAUCAUUGACGUUUUUGGCCGUUUAAUAAUAUUGUGUCAACCAUACAUUUUAAUAUUUUAUGAAUAUCUUUGUUGUGUUAAGCACUUUAUAUUAUAUUCUUAAGCUUUAGUAACGGUAACAUUAAUCUUUGUACUGAUAGUCCAUGACAUUAAAAUAUGUGUAGUAUUUGAAUAUUUAAAUAUAGAUAUUGGAUUUUUAA
Messenger RNA from Myzus persicae (green peach aphid), 1886 nucleotides. RefSeq lists its product as uncharacterized. Gene Ontology annotation, cellular component: plasma membrane; extracellular exosome; Golgi apparatus. Lineage: Eukaryota; Metazoa; Arthropoda; Insecta; Hemiptera; Aphididae. Bases 231 to 1076 code for a protein of 281 amino acids. Gene Ontology annotation, molecular function: amyloid-beta binding. Gene Ontology annotation, biological process: negative regulation of amyloid precursor protein biosynthetic process. The record is from RefSeq and is a predicted model, not a curated record. The transcript has a single exon.